CCGGCCGGCGGGGUUGAGCCGCUGCUUUCGCUUCCACCAGAGCGGGGAACCGCGGGGCUCGGACGCGCCGAGGAUGGGCGGCAGGCUGCAGACGCCGAGGCGCCCCGAGACGCCCGCGCGGCAGUGACCCGCCGCGGCCCCGCCUCGCUCGGCGCGCCCCUCCGGGUUCCCCCGCGCGUCCCGCCGGCUUCGGCGCCCCUUCUCCGCCGCGCGGGAACCCCCGCGGCCCGGCCGGGCCCCCUCCCCCUGCGAGCCGGCGGCAGCCCUCCCGGCGAGCGGGCGGGCGGGCGGAGGCCCGGGCGGGGGCGGGGCGGGGCGGUGCGCCCGGAGCCCGGAGACCGGCCCUGCGCUCGGCUCGGCUCGGCUCGCCUCGCCGGCGGGCGCCCUCGUCCCCAGCGGCACACCAUGGACGGGCUGCCCGGCGGUCGGGCGUUGGGGGCCGCCUGCCUUCUGCUGCUGGCGGCCAGCUGGCUGGGGCCCGAGGCCUGGGGCUCCCCCACGCCCCCACCGUCGCCCGCCGAGCCGCCCCCGCCGCCUCCCCCGCCGCCCGGAGCCCCCGGCGCGCCGCAGGACACCUGUACGUCGUGCGGCGGUGGUGGCGGUGGCGGCGGUGGCUUCCGGCGGCCCGAGGAGCUGGGCCGGAUGGACGGCGACUUCCUGGAGGCGGUGAAGAGGCACAUCUUGAACCGCCUGCAGUUGCGGGGCCGACCCAACAUCACGCACGCCGUGCCCAAGGCCGCCAUGGUCACGGCCCUACGGAAGCUGCACGCGGGCAAGGUGCGCGAGGACGGUCGCGUGGAGAUCCCGCACCUCGACGGCCACGCCAGUCCGGGCGCCGACGGCCAGGAGCGCGUCUCGGAAAUUAUCAGCUUCGCCGAAACAGAUGGCCUGGCCUCUUCCCGGGUCCGCCUGUCCUUCUUCAUCUCCAACGAAGGCAACCAGAACCUGUUUGUGGUGCAGGCCAGCCUGUGGCUCUACCUGAAACUCCUGCCGGGCGUGCUGGACAAGGGCAGCCGGCGCAAGGUGCGCCUCAAGGUGCACUUUCAGGAGCAAGGCCGGGGUGCCCGCUGGAGCGUGGUAGAGAAGCGGGUGGACCUGAAGCGCAGCGGCUGGCACACCUUCCCGCUCACGGACGCCAUCCAGGCCCUGUUUGAGCAUGGUGAGCGACGACUCAACCUGGACGUGCAAUGUGAUGGCUGCCCAGAGCUGGCUGUGGUGCCUGUGUUCGUGGACCCCGGUGAGGAGUCGCACCGGCCCUUCGUGGUAGUGCAGGCGCGGCUGGGUGACAGCAGGCACCGUAUCCGUAAGCGAGGCCUGGAGUGCGACGGGCGGACCAACCUCUGUUGCAGGCAACAGUUCUUCAUUGACUUCCGGCUCAUCGGCUGGCAUGACUGGAUCAUUGCACCCACCGGCUACUAUGGAAACUAUUGUGAGGGCAGUUGUCCAGCGUACCUGGCUGGAGUGCCGGGCUCUGCCUCCUCCUUCCACACAGCUGUGGUGAACCAGUACCGCAUGCGGGGCUUGAACCCUGGCCCUGUGAACUCUUGUUGUAUCCCCACCAAGCUGAGCUCCAUGUCCAUGCUGUAUUUCGAUGACGAGUACAACAUUGUGAAGCGUGACGUGCCCAACAUGAUUGUGGAGGAGUGCGGCUGCGCCUGAUGCCGCUGCCUGCCCAGGGAGGGCAUGGAGGAUGGGGGUCCCCUGGGGUGGGGUGCACUGCUGCUGCUGCUUCCAGCCACUGGCAGGGUGGGGGUGCUGAGACCUGAAAGCUUCCCCCAACACUCCCCACCCCCAGCCCACAGCUUUGAGGAGCAAGCAGCCGGAAGCAGAGUGAACAGCCCUCAACUGACUUGCAAGACACUUGCCGACGUGCAUGCAGACACGCACAGCCGGCUGCAGCCUCCAGCGGCCCAGCCAGCCGGAGAUGCGGUGACAAACGGCAGCCUAGCUACCCCUGGUUCUUGGUUGGAAGGAAUGGACGGGAUGGCAGUGGGCAGCCACCAGCCCCAUCUGCUGACCUGGCUGCCUGGGACUGCCCCCUCAGAGCACACAUGAAAGCACAAAGAUGGAGACCCGGAGGGAGAGGAGAGAGCAGCGAGUGCAGAAGCAUAUGCACCGUGGGAGCCUGCUUACAGACAGGCAAGGGGCUGCCUGGUUCCCUGGGAGUGUGCCAGGAGAGGCCUGUUUUAUUACAGCCAGAGGUGGCUCCUGGAGUUGGCUUGCACUCCACCUGGCACCCUUUGUGCUACUGCACCAGGGGCCCAGGGAGGACACAGCAACCUGUUAGAGACCAUUUGACGUUUGUCACGUGGGUCCCUGCUGUGACUUAGAGAGGGGUGUAUGUGUGUGUGUGUGUGUGUUAAGGGUGGGGAGGGAGAGAGAGGAAGGUCUUAAUUUGAUGCUUUAACUCCAACCGGUUGACCAGGUCAUCCAUGCUAGCUGUGUAGUCACAAAGGGGACUUUGCUACUGGCUAACUGACUUUUUAAGUU
Messenger RNA from Ochotona princeps (American pika), 2490 nucleotides. It is a transcript of the gene INHBB, whose product is annotated as inhibin subunit beta B. Gene Ontology annotation, molecular function: cytokine activity; growth factor activity. Bases 406 to 1659 code for a protein of 417 amino acids. Gene Ontology annotation, cellular component: extracellular region. The transcript is spliced from 2 exons. Lineage: Eukaryota; Metazoa; Chordata; Mammalia; Lagomorpha; Ochotonidae. The record is from RefSeq and is a predicted model, not a curated record. Gene Ontology annotation, biological process: SMAD protein signal transduction; BMP signaling pathway.